AAAAGAAAGGAAAAACAACUUCACAAAAAUGUUUUCAUCAAAAAGCUUGUGCUGGAUUAUUAUGAUGUUGAUUUCCCUCGUAGUUCUGGUUCUGACUCAUGGUCGAAGGGCUCGUUAUAUCCUGGGGGAAGAUUUCCGUUCACCGGAAAUACUUUCUGAGGCCGGCGUUUACGCGUCUCGAGCCACGUUGUUUCUUGUUAUUCUCCUUUGCAGGUAUGUUUAUUAUGGACUAGCCACAUUACUGGAGUGGACAAGGUGCUGCCAUUUGCCGGAGAUAGAGGGAGAAGCUCUUCGCCGGAGUUAUACGUGUCCGUCGGCUAGAACCGGACAACCAGGAGCAAGUGACGAUGAAGGAAUAUCUCCAAGGGGCGGAUCUGGCAUACGGCCAGGGAGGGCCUAGGCUUCGAC
Messenger RNA from Cuscuta europaea, 408 nucleotides. NCBI's taxonomy places the organism in Eukaryota, Viridiplantae, Streptophyta, Magnoliopsida, Solanales, Convolvulaceae. The record is from the annotation of a GenBank genome assembly.